CCACCAAACCCUGCAAAAAAUUCUUCCUCCUCAACCAUGUUUCUGCACUGUAGUGAAACCAAAUAAGAGAGGAGAGAGAGAGAGUAGGAUACAAAAUUGUUUGGUGAGUGGUAGAAUGGAUGAGAGAGAUAGAAAGAAGAUGAAAAUGGAGAAGCAAGAAGAGGAGAAGAUGGAGAAGUUGUACACAUUGCUUAAAAAUGCGAGGGAGAUGCGGAAGCACGUCAUCAGCUCCAUGGAGAAGAAGAGGCAAGAAGAAGAAAGAGCGAGGGUUCACAGAUUCCCUUCGUUUCAGCCAGAGGAUUUCAUUUUCAAUAAUGAAGCAGAGGCCAACAACAAUGAGAACGCAGCAGGUAAUGCAAGCUCUUCAACUUCCAACAAGUACGGCUCUAAGGAAGAGAAAGAGGAAGCUGAGACUAACGUUUGUUUAGACUUGAAUCUUUCUCUGUAGUAGACGAGACACUAAAUUGCUAGUAACAAUAAGAAAUGUGCCUUUGGAUUCUAAUUUUGCUUGAAUGGGAGAUGACACGAAUAUGCAAACGAGCUAUUAACUGCAUCAUGUUGCCUGAUGCAUAAUCAACCAAACCUUUGAUC
This is a messenger RNA of Brassica oleracea var. oleracea, 591 nucleotides long. Its product is annotated as protein NIM1-INTERACTING 3. Gene Ontology annotation, biological process: regulation of systemic acquired resistance. The transcript has a single exon. The coding region runs from base 116 to 448 and encodes 110 amino acids. Lineage: Eukaryota; Viridiplantae; Streptophyta; Magnoliopsida; Brassicales; Brassicaceae. The record is from RefSeq and is a predicted model, not a curated record.